Messenger RNA from Sphaeramia orbicularis (orbiculate cardinalfish), 3662 nucleotides. It is a transcript of the gene helq, whose product is annotated as helicase, POLQ like. NCBI's taxonomy places the organism in Eukaryota, Metazoa, Chordata, Actinopteri, Kurtiformes, Apogonidae. The coding region runs from base 414 to 3467 and encodes 1017 amino acids. Gene Ontology annotation, molecular function: ATP binding; nucleic acid binding. The transcript has 18 exons. The record is from RefSeq and is a predicted model, not a curated record.
UGUGUCAUACUGAGCGUUUUCAUCCUAGGGAGAAAAGGACCUAGAUCAACUCUGAUGAUAUUUCUUGAAAACUAAGUUGUAUUUAUGUUUGUGAGUUAUUAUUGUUUGCUGUGUGUGUUGAAAAUUGUGUAAAUACCGGGGUGUUGAGCUGGCAGCCGUUAGUUUGCUUCCUACUCAGGUAGCCGAGUUUCAAGACAAGUAUCAUUUCAGCUACUUUAACCUUAAUGUUACCUGGGCUGUUUACACAAACAGUGUCUUUUAACGACGCGAGUAUCUACAUUAUUCGAGGUGCUCUAAUUCUUCUUGCUCACUGUUCACGGUUUGUAUUUCAGUCUGGAUAUGGAUGUUUAGUGCUAAAGCUAAAUGCGACAUGUAACAUCAGGAGGCUGGGUUCCAGCUAAACCCACACAGUAAUGAAUGCUGCAAAACAAGAAAUCAAAGUAAAAAGAGUGUCCUCACGGAAGAGGUCAAGGGACAGGUUUAAAAGUGAUUUGACACCUGCCAAAAAGAAAGGAGGCAUGUGUUUACUGAAAUAUCCCCCAAACGACUUAUAUGGUACCACUAUGGCUGAUACUAAUGUUGUUGAGUACUGCAGUGACAGUGAAGACUUCUUUGGGGGCUACGAUAGUAUCUUGGAGGAUAGCUCUGUCUUGGCUAAACUGGACUAUGCAGAGCAGAAUGAAAGGCAGCAGGAUGUCCAACAUGCAGCCCAGGACAGACCAGGGAAUCGGCAAGGCACUAACUUCACCUCUCUGCGGCUAUCAAAAGACAGCACCCUAAAACGGGCCUGUGAUGAUGUUCUCACUGACUCCAUUUUAGAAGGUCUGCAAGAUGAACCUUUUGAUUACUUACCAGCCACACAGUGUGAAUUUCAAGAGCAGAUUCUGGAAAAUACUAAAAGGCACAAACAUCAUGAUGGAGAGAAAACCUCUACACCUUUAAGAGACACAGAGAAAUUGGCUGAAGCUGAUGUAGAGAGUGACAUUUUACAUAAAACCAAGAGACAACGUGAUAUGCCCAAAGCAAGAAGAAGUGUGGCAGAUCAGCUGAAGAGAACUAUGCUUUGCAAUGCAGCUGCUCCCUCCAGUGUUUCCCGCUCUGUGGUACUGAAAGAAGCAGUGGUUUCUGAGGAGAUCAGUGUUGCCAUGCAGGCCAUGGAAACUGUAUCUGCAGAGACAACAGACCUGGGGCCUUUCUUUGGCCUUCCCAGUAAAGUCAAGGACCUGACAUACAAACUUAAAGGAAUCAAGAACCUUUAUGAUUGGCAGGAGAAGUGUCUGAACUUGGACUGUGUUCAGGAAAGGAAGAAUCUUAUCUACUCACUUCCUACCAGUGGAGGGAAAACCCUUGUUGCUGAGAUCCUCAUCCUCAGAGAGCUGCUGUGUAGAAAGAAAGACUGUCUGUUCAUUUUACCAUACAUAUCACUGGUGCAAGAGAAGGUGCGUGGGUUAGCAAGCUUUGGCCUGGAGCUUGACUUUAUGGUGGAGGAAUAUGCUGGGAGCAAGGGCAAAUUCCCACCCGUGAAGAGAAGGAGCAAGAGCUCACUUUAUGUUGCGACAAUAGAAAAAGCUCACAGUCUGGUCAACUCUUUAAUAGAGACCAACAGACUGGAUAGCCUUGGACUGGUGGUUGUUGAUGAGCUCCACAUGCUGGGUGAUGGAAACAGAGGGGCAAUUAUUGAAAUGACACUGGCCAAAGUUCUGUACAUGAGUAAAACAACUCAGAUUAUUGGAAUGAGUGCCACUCUGGGAAACAUAAAAGACCUACAGAUGUUUCUGAGGGCUGAAAAUUACACCAAUGACUUCAGGCCUGUGCAGCUGAAGGAAUAUGUUAAAUUGAGAGACACUAUCUAUGAAGUGGACCCAAAGGAAGAGGAAUGCUUCAAGUUCUCUCGUGUUCUUAACUUCAAGUACUCCAGUUCGAUGCAGAAGAUCGACCCAGAUCACAUCAUUGCUCUGGUGACUGAAGUCAUCCCCACACAAUCAUGUCUGGUGUUUUGUCCCACCAAGAAAAACUGUGAGAACGUUGCAGGGAUGAUCUGCAAAUAUCUAAAAGAGGACUUUCUAAAGCACAAGGAGGCAGAGAAAGCCCUGCUCCUGAGAGAGCUGAAGGACAGUGGGAACGGCUCCAUGUGUCCAGUGCUCAGGAGGACUGUUCCUUACGGUAUUGGCUACCACCACAGCGGGCUGACCACCGAGGAGAGGAAGCUUGUGGAGGAGGCAUAUUCCAGCGGGGUCUUGUGUCUGCUCACCUGCACCUCCACCCUGGCAGCAGGGAUCAACCUUCCUGCCCGCAGAGUGAUUCUCCGCUCACCAUAUGUGGCCACAGACUUCCUAAAGAGGAGUCAGUAUAAACAGAUGGUCGGGAGAGCUGGUCGGGCAGGGAUCGACACAGUGGGAGAGAGCAUCCUCAUCCUACAAGACAAAGAGAGGACCAUGGCUAAAACACUUGUAUGUGCACCAGUGGAGAACUGUUACAGCAACUUGCUGCAUGACGAUGGAAAAGGCCUCCUGAGUCUCAUCCUGUCACUCAUUGGAUUAAAAGUCACCACAUCAGUGGAGCAGGUGACAGACUUCCUAUCUCAAACCCUCCUUCAUGUUCAAGAGAAGCAGCUGUGUGUGAAGAAGAGUUUGUGGGAGUUUGCACAAGAGUGUGUUGAAAUGCUAAAGGAGAAAGGUCUCAUCACUGUGACCACAGAUUCACAGAGUGAAGCACUGCAAGUCACCAGGUUGGGAAAAGCAACUUUUAAAGGUUCAGUGGACCUGACCUACAGUGACAUACUGUACAGUGACUUGUCUAAGGGUCUGGAGGGUCUGUUGCUCAACAGUUACCUCCACCUAGUCUAUCUAGUCACACCAUAUGAUAUGAUUUCCCAGUGCAAACCAGAAUGGAUGAUUUACUUCAGACAGUUCACCCUGUUGUCUGCAGCAGAGCAGAAGAUGUCUGCAGCUGUGGGAGUGCCUGAGAGUUUUGUUGCCAGAAAAGCUGCUGGACAGUCAGUGAAGAAGAAUGUGAACAUGGAGGCGGUGACGCGGAUGUACCUAGCCCUGGUGCUUUUCUCUUUGCUGAAGGAAACAAACCUGUGGAAUGUGGCUGAAAAGUUUCAGCUCAGCCGAGGCUUCAUUCAGACUCUGCUCAACUCGUCCUCUGCCUUUUGCUCCUGUGUGCUGCACUUCACAGAGGAGCUUGAGGAGUUUUGGCCGUUCAAAGCUCUGCUGAUGGAGCUGACACGAAGGCUGAGCUACUGUGUAAAAGCUGAACUUAUCCCUCUGAUGGAAGUGGCUGGGGUCAUGGAGUCCAGAGCGAAGCAGCUGUACAACGCUGGCUAUAAGACACUGACCCACCUCGCCAAUGCUGACCCCAGCAUUCUGGCCAGGUCAAUAGAAAACCUUUACAAGAAACAGGCCAGUCAGAUAGUGGCCUCUGCAAAGAUGAUGUAUCUCUCUUUUCCAGAUGCUUCUGAAUGAAAAGGCAGCAGCACUUCAGGAAGAGGUGGAUGACUUGCUGAUGAUACCUCUGGACCUGCCUUCACAUUGAAAAACACAACUUUUGAGUUUAUUUGUUACGGAGAAGUUUUAUUCUCUUUAUAAGUGGUGUGAAUUUAGUUUUUUUUAAUUAUUUAUCCUUUGAAAACAAUUCAUUAAAAUAAUGAAUAACACUGA